Cyprinodon tularosa is the source of this 4960-nucleotide messenger RNA. RefSeq names its product RIMS-binding protein 2. NCBI's taxonomy places the organism in Eukaryota, Metazoa, Chordata, Actinopteri, Cyprinodontiformes, Cyprinodontidae. Gene Ontology annotation, molecular function: protein binding. The record is from RefSeq and is a predicted model, not a curated record. Bases 235 to 3477 code for a protein of 1080 amino acids. Gene Ontology annotation, biological process: neuromuscular synaptic transmission. The transcript has 18 exons.
GGUCAAUCAGCUACAAAAGGCCUGCGAUCAAACUGACCAACAACAUGAGGAAGCAGCACUGUGACUAGAGGUGAUGAGAGUUCACCAAAAGCUCAGCUUCUGAUCCCUCAGUUUUAGCCCUGCCCUCUGCAGACUGAAGACAGGGAAACAUUCAAACUGCUGUCUAUCAAAUCCAGCACCGUAACAACGGACCGCUCCAACAGCCCCCAAAAGAAUCCUCCAUCUGAGGUGAGAAUGGAGGAUGAGACAAGUUCGUCACCAAGGUCAAAACCUCGCUACACAGGCCAGGUCCGCCUUUGCACUGCCCGCUACAGUUAUAACCCUUAUGAUGGACCGAAUGAACAUCCUGAGGCAGAGCUCCCUCUUGUGGCUGGAAAAUAUCUAUAUGUGUAUGGAGACAUGGAUGAUGAUGGCUUUUAUGAAGGGGAGCUGCUGGAUGGCCAAAGAGGACUUGUACCUUCCAACUUUGUAGAAUUUGUCCAGGAUAAAGAAAAAAUUAUUAUGGAAGGAGGGGAAGACGUAGGCCCUCUGGAGCGAACAUCCAUGGCCCUGAUGACCGUGGAUGGAGGUACCUCCCAAGAUGUCCUGCUGGGCUCAAGCAAUUCUCUGGUUCCAUGUAGCAAUGGGACAGGGGGAGGGCUGGAUCCUGAGGACCUAGCUGAAGAUGUUGUGCCUUACCCCCGUAAGAUAACCCUCAUCAAGCAGCUGGCACGGAGUGUUAUUGUGGCAUGGGAGCCUCCAGCAGUGCCUUUGGGCUGGGGGAACAUCUCUGGCUACAAUGUGUUAGUUGAUGGGGAACUUCGUGCCAGUAUACCAUACACCGGCCGGACCAAGUGCUUGCUGGAAAAGCUGGACUUGGACAGCUGCAUUUAUCGUGUCUCUGUACAGAGUGUCACUGACCGUGGCUUGUCGGACGAGCUACGCUGCACUGUUCUGGUGGGAGCCAACGUGGUGGUGGCACCAUGCGGAAUGCGGGUAGAUGACAUCCAGCGGGACACUGCCGAGCUCUCCUGGCUGCCUAGCAACAGCAACUACAGUCACACUGUGUACUUAGAUGGGGCGGAGCAUGCUGUAGUAAAGCCCGGAAGGUAUAGAUUAAGAUUCCACAACCUAAAGCCUCUAACGGUGUAUAAGGUCACAGUAGUGGCACAGCCCCACCAGGUGCCAUGGCAACUGCCUUUGGAGCAGAGAGAGAGGAAAGAAGCUGGGGUGGAGUUUUGCACACAAGCAGCAGGCCCAACACUAUUUUGCAGAACAGGUCCCCCACAGCCUCCACAGGAUGUUCAGGUGCUCUGUGGGCAGGCUCCAGGGGUUCUGCAGGUCCGCUGGAAGCCUCCAAUCCUCUCUCCGACUGGCACAUCUAAUGGGGCAAAUGUUGUUGGCUAUGCAGUCUGCACUAAAGGACAAAGGAUUGCUGAGGUGCUGUUUCCAAUGGCAGACUAUGUUACCAUUGAUCUGACAAGGAUUCAAUGCCUGGAAGCCAGAGAAGUCAUUGUUAGAACACUGUCAGUCCAGGGUGAAUCCCAGGACUCCCAAGUCGCUGUCAUUCCAAACAACCUGCUUGUGCCUCUACCUCCCCUUCCCCUACCACCCCCCAUGCACCCACACGGAGGCCCUCCUCCACUUCCACAUCCUCAACCUCACGUCCUAUCUCCUCACCUUCCUCACCCUACACCCCAACUUCCUGCUCCACCCCAUGGGCAACCACUUCCACCUCAUCCUCCACAUCCACAAGCCCAUCCCAGACUUCCCCAUCCAGGUGGAUCUCCACAUCCCCAACCACAGCCGGUACACCUGCAGCCUCACCCUCUCCACCAGGGUCACAGGCCCCAGCACCAACUGCCUCUGCUUCCCCACCCUCAGCCCCACCCUAUACCUCAGAGACCAGUAAGUGCCAGAGACCUGGAUGCCAAAGAGCACACAGCUCAUCAUGGAGGAGCUAUUCCACCCGGUCAGCCUGGCUGGGACCAGACUCGAUCUAUUUUGCAACAUCCUGUGCCCAUGCAAGGCCACACUCUUGAGGCCCCUCCCCCUGUUCAUUUGCGCUCCCCCUCCCCACAGAGGAUUCUUCCUCAGCCCCAAGGCACGCUUAUCCCGGAUACCGUGGCCAAAGCCAUUGCCCGAGAAGCAGCACAGAGGGUUGCAGCAGAAAGUGGCAAGGGAGACAGAAGGAUGGGGAGAUAUGGAGAGCAGGGUCAUUCGUAUCACCAGCAUCCCUCUGAUGAGGAAGAGGAAGAUGAGGAGGGAUUUGCUCGAGGACGUCGGAGAGGACCAUCAGUUGAUGAGUUUCUCAGAGGCUCUGAGCUGGGGAGGCCGCCUCACUAUAGUCACAAUGAAGAUUAUCACAGCGAGAGCAGCCGGGGCUCUGACCUGUCUGACAUCAUGGAGGAGGAUGAGGAGGAGCUGUACUCUGAGAUGCAGCUGGAAGAGGGACGACGACGCAACUCGCACAACACACCUAAGAACAAUAGUCCUGGUGGAGGUCGCCAUGACAGGGACAGUGGUAGACGAAUUCAACAUGGUGACUCCCAUCCCAAAAGGCGCCCUCUAAUGGUUCCUUUCAUUGAUGGUUACAGGAAUCGGGACCGACGCUCUCCAACAUACUAUGACGAGUCAGAGCCUGAGGAGCCUUUUCGGGUAUUUGUGGCUCUCUUUGACUACGAUCCUCUGUCUAUGUCCCCCAACCCAGAUGCUGCGGAUGAGGAGCUGCCAUUCAAAGAGGGGCAAAUAAUUAAGGUUUAUGGUGAUAAGGACACAGAUGGGUUUUACAGAGGAGCAAUAAAAGACAGGAUGGGGCUGCUUCCCUGUAACAUGGUGUCAGAGAUACGGGCGGAUGAUGAGGAAACGAUGGAUCAGCUCAUCAAGCAGGGCUUUUUGCCUCUCAGCACCCCUGUGGACAAAAUAGAGCAGAACAGAAGGGGGCUUCGCCGAGAUCAGCCCUCAAGAAGAAUGGUGGCCCUAUACGACUACGAUCCCAGAGAGAGCUCCCCUAAUGUUGAUGUUGAGGCUGAGCUGACAUUCUGUGCUGGUGACAUCAUUGCUGUUUUUGGGGACAUUGAUGAAGAUGGGUUUUAUUAUGGUGAGCUCAAUGGCCAUCGCGGCCUGGUGCCCUCUAACUUCUUGGAAGAAGUGCCUGAUGACGUGGAGGUCUAUCUGACCGACACCCCGUCCCACUACCCCCAGGAAGAGCCCGCCAAUCAGCCCAGUACCAACUCUGCUGCUAACAUAUCGGAGGGAAAACGGGUCACUCCAGAAAACACAGAGACGACAAACAACAUCACCACACCGGUUCGGGCCCCAUCCCCGAUCGUUCGCCCCCUCCUUCCAGGAACUAUGAGACCACUGAGUCCUCCGAGGGGACACCAUGUCCCACUGGACCCCAGGGAUGCCCAAGAUCUGGCAAACAAGAAGAAGAAAGGAAUACUCUCAAAGGGAAAGAAACUGCUAAAGAGACUCUCCCCUGUGAAACAACAGUAAAGAUGACAAAUAGCAUAACCUUACAACAAAUACAGUACACCUGUGGGGCUCUGUACAUAGCAUCCAUACAAUCAACUGUGAUGUGACAGUGCAUUACAGAGUGGCCAUGUGAUUUGACUCCUUGACUGCGGGAGACAAGCAAGUGAUACAAAUUUGUUGAUUAAUGGAAAAAAAAAAAAAAAAAACUUUUGUACAGUGGAGUGCCAAAAUCAAGAGGGAAGUGACUUUCAGACACAAACACAUAUUACUGUGAUGUAUUUCAAAUUAAGGGAUGCUUUUUAAAAUGAAAAACUAGGAUUUUCAUGACAUGCUUUUCUCCUCUUCUUUAUUUCACACCCUCGUCAACCUCGAGUUAUGAAGCCAUUUUUUUCCACAAUGCAUAACAUAGAAUGGCGGAAUAUCGUAUAGGGAGGACCAUAAAGAACUAAUAACAGGGAUUCAAAUCACAACAUGACAUUUAGGAAGACAUAUUUAAAGCCUUUUUUGCUCUUCAAAGGAAAAAAAUGCCAUCUUGCUCCACAAACUGUCUAAAAAUGACAUCUUUUUCAUUUCUAUAUGGAAAAAAGGGUUAACACUGAAAGUUUUAAAACCUUGAUUUUUUUAAAAUUUAGCUUGCUUAUUUGCUAAUUUAAUAAGUGAAACUUUUCAAGAUGCAUCUGCUGCCUGGGGCAAUAACAUUACAUAUGAUACCUUAAAGCACAAUGGAGUACUAUGUCUGCAUGCAGAAUUAUAAGUGUCUUCAGGUAGCUUCAAAGGCAUCAUCAUUCAUUGAUGAAAAUUUAGUUUUAUAAUUUUAAACUUAAAGAAAUCUAAAUAUGACACUGUUACAACUUUUUGAUGGUUCUCACAAAUAAAAUUUCAAUUUUUAUUUUUUUGCAUGACAGCAUUGAAAAAUACAUUUGAACUUGGCUGCAGUAAGGUAAAAUGCAGAUUAUGAAUAUAGUGGACUUUGCCAUCAUAUUUGAUUAAAAAUUCAAUGCAUUUUGAUCCAUUUACAGGACGAAUGUUGCCUUAUUCUUUAUAUCUUUAAGGAGAAUAAAGGUAGAAAUCACAACUGUAGUUGAACAAUGGAAAGAGAGGCUGAUAUGAACAUAAACAGCAGUUCGAAUGGAUAUAAAGAAGAGGGGGAGAAAAUUAAGGAGAUCUGAAUCUUUGGCACAGAUAGAUUUAAGAGCAAGGUAAUUUCCACCCUUUUUUUUCUUUAAAGUGACACAGAAUCAGGCUGAAUGGAGAAAAUGUGUAAAUGAUACUGUAGAUUUAAUGUAAAUGUAGUAUUUGAUCUGUAGAAUAUAGUAUUAGCCUAAAAAAAUUACUUUACAUCAACCAAAACAGAUUUUACCUUUGGCAAAAUAGAGCAACAUAAAAUUAUCAUUAUUAUGGGUUACGCUUUAUCAAUUUAUAUUUGAAAAAUUCUUCCACUUUUUCACAACACACCAUAUAAUAAAACAUUUAAAAGUUGUUAUGUGAUGCAUUUAGAUAUAAA